Messenger RNA from Metschnikowia bicuspidata var. bicuspidata NRRL YB-4993, 2359 nucleotides. It is a transcript of the gene TKL1, whose product is annotated as transketolase. The transcript has a single exon. Gene Ontology annotation, cellular component: cytosol. The coding region runs from base 237 to 2270 and encodes 677 amino acids. The record is from RefSeq and is a predicted model, not a curated record. Gene Ontology annotation, molecular function: transketolase activity. Gene Ontology annotation, biological process: pentose-phosphate shunt. Lineage: Eukaryota; Fungi; Ascomycota; Pichiomycetes; Serinales; Metschnikowiaceae.
CACGGCGCGUCACGUGACGGCGCGGGUCAGGCGGCGCGCCGCGCACAAUGCUGCCGGCACCCCCGGUGCGUGCUCCCCUUUCGCUCCCCCGGUGCCCUCGGAUCUCGCCGCCCAACGCCGGAGCAAGUGCCCCAACCCCUGCCCCAAAUCCCACCAUAUAAAACCCGCGCGCUUCGCACCCUCUACCCGCCAUUCUUUUCUGCUUCUUUUCUACCAAUUCGCACCCUCCCCUCAACAUGUCCGAUAUCGAUCAAUUGGCUAUUUCCACCAUCCGCUUGUUGGCCGUCGACGCCGUGGCCAGCGCCAACUCCGGCCACCCGGGCGCCCCUUUGGGCCUUGCGCCUGCCGCCCACGCAGUAUGGAAGGAAAUGAAGUUCAACCCUAAAAACCCCGACUGGGUCAACAGAGACCGCUUUGUGUUGUCCAACGGCCACGCCUGUGCGUUGCUCUACGCCAUGUUGCAUCUCUACGGCUUCGACAUGUCGCUCGACGACUUGAAGCACUUCAGACAAUUGAACCUGAAGACCCCGGGCCACCCUGAGAAGUUCGAGAUUCCCGGCGCCGAGGUCACCACCGGGCCCUUGGGCCAGGGUAUCUCCAACGCCGUGGGCUUGGCCAUUGCGCAGAAGCAGUUUGGUGCCACCUUCAACAAGCCCGACCACACGAUCUCCGACCUGUACACCUACGCGUUCUUGGGAGACGGCUGCUUGAUGGAGGGUAUCUCCUCCGAGGCCUCCUCGUUGGCCGGCCACUUGCAGUUGAACAACUUGAUUGCGUUCUGGGACGACAACAAGAUCACCAUCGACGGCUCCACGGACUGCGCGUUCACCGAGGACGUGUUGAAGCGUUACGAGGCCUACGGCUGGGACACGCUCACCAUCGAGAAGGGCGACACCGACUUGGAGGGCGUCGCCGCGGCCAUCAAGACCGCCAAGGCCUCGUCCAAGCCCACCUUGGUCCGCUUGACCACCGUCAUCGGCUUCGGCUCCUUGCAGGAGGGCACCCACAGCGUCCAUGGCGCGCCUUUGAAGGCCGACGACAUCAAGCAGUUGAAGGAGAAGUUCGGCUUCGACCCCUCCAAGUCCUUUGUCGUGCCCCAGGAGGUCUACGACUACUACUCGUCGCUCGCCAAGAAGAACCAGGAGAUCGAGCAGCAGUGGAACAAGACCGUGGAGUCCUACCAGACCGCCUACCCUGAGGAGGGUGCCGUCUUGGCCAGAAGACUCGAGGGCAAGUUGCCCGAGAACUGGGCCGACGCCUUGCCUUCCUACACCAAGGACGACAAGCCUUUGGCCACCAGAAAGUUGUCCGAGAUGGCCUUGUCCAAGAUCUUGCCCGUGUUGCCCGAGCUUUUGGGUGGCUCUGCCGACUUGACCGGCUCCAACUUGACCAGAGCCCCAGACAUGGUUGACUUCCAGCACCCAUCCACCGGCUUGGGCGACUACACCGGCCGUUACAUCAGAUACGGUGUCAGAGAGCACGGCAUGGGUGCCAUCAUGAACGGUAUCCAGGGCUUCGGCGCCGGGUUCAAGAACUACGGAGGCACUUUCUUGAACUUCGUCUCCUACGCGGCCGGUGCCGUGAGAUUGUCUGCGUUGUCCCACUUGCCUGUCAUCUGGGUCGCCACGCACGACUCCAUUGGCUUGGGUGAGGAUGGCCCUACUCACCAGCCUAUCGAGACCUUGGCCCACUUCAGAGCCACGCCCAACAUGUCUGUCUGGAGACCAGCUGACGGUAACGAGGUUUCGGCCGCCUACAAGUCCGCCAUCGAGUCCGUCUACACGCCUCACAUCUUGGCUUUGACCAGACAAAACUUGCCUCACUUGGAAGGCUCUUCUAUCGAGAAGGCCUCCAAGGGUGGCUACACCGUCUACUCCUCCGCCGAGAAGCCCAACGUGAUCAUUGUGUCUUCUGGUUCCGAGGUGUCUCUUUCCAUCGAAGCUGCCAAGAAGUUGGCUAGCGAGGGAAUCAAGACCAACGUUGUGUCGUUGCCAGACUUCCACACUUUCGACAAGCAGACCCAGGACUACAGAUUGUCUGUCUUGCCAGACGGUGUGCCAAUCAUGUCCGUUGAGGUGAUGUCCUCUUUCGGCUGGUCCAAGUACUCGCACGAGCAAUUCGGCUUGAACAGAUUCGGUGCUUCCGGUAAGGCUGAGGAUCUUUACAAAUUCUUCGACUUCACUCCUGAGGGCGUUGCCGACAGAGCUGCCAAGACGGUGCAGUUCUACAAGGGUAAGGAGGUCAUCUCCCCAUUGAACAGAGCUUUCUAAAUAGACGUUAGAUCGCUACCCAUCAAUAGAUGUUGAACAAGGACCGGGGCUUACAGCUGGUGGCGCUGUCAACGCUGUAUGUGGCUUCU